ACAGCUGAUCAUUGAAACAUCGCUUCUAAAUCUUCCACCUACAUUACUACACUUCCAGUCCAGCGUAUAAUUUAUUUGAGCCCCGAGCUGAAGGGGCCUCUGAUCUAAGUCACGCGACACGUUCAAAUAGAACCCGAAAAUGGACCCAGACGACACCGGCUCAGGCAAUAUAUUCGCAACGUACCCGUUCUCUUGGGUACUUGUUCCGAUCAUCAUAUUCGUCGGUGUUGGAACGCUCCUCAUGUGCUACCGUUAUCGCCGCCGAAGAAAGCUCCGCAUGUUAUACGGCACCAGCGCUUUAGAACGAGAUCUAGAAGCCAUGGGCAACCGUUCGAGAUCGAGAGCACCGACCGAGCGGCGGACGAGAGGAGGGAGACGUGGACUAGGAUCGGAGUUUGGUAGUAGAGAGGAAGGUCUAAAUGAGCUGGGUGAAGCGCCACCAGCCUACACCCCGGCACAAAAACGACCCGAUAACACAGACGACGUAGAAUUAAGUCCCUUGCAACCAUUGCCGGGUGCUAUAGCCACAGACAGGCCCGGUACCAGCAGACCACCAACAUACGACGAAUUACAACAAGGAGCGGAUCAAAAUCAAUCUACAACACCCGUUCCGACAUCCAACAUACCAGAACCGCCCCCGAGAGCGGUCUUACCUCUACAUUAACCCUAUGAUUGAAGAACGGAAGGCUUGGAAGGAUAUGUAGGGAAACGGAGUUUUGAGCGGCCUAUGGGCUAUCUAGGUUAUCUAACGAAGUUAUUGCGGUUAUUUAUUAAAUGAGAUAUAUUAGACGGCGACUCAUUACGUUGGUAUGUCGGGUUGUAUAGAAUAUUGGUGGCACGGGACAUCUGGGUGAUUCGUCCUCGUUGGGAAGGGUUGGAAUCUGAUUGAUGCCUGCUUGG
Molecule: messenger RNA, 900 nt
Organism: Daldinia vernicosa
Lineage: Eukaryota; Fungi; Ascomycota; Sordariomycetes; Xylariales; Hypoxylaceae
Exons: 1
Coding region: 140-664 (174 amino acids)
Source: RefSeq, a predicted model, not a curated record